AUGGAACCGAAUUCAAUAUGGGACAUAUAUUCUACGGCCAGAAACAUGCUACCGCUUUAUCCACGGAUAAGAAAUCGGAAACUUAGAGAAGAAUCUAGGAGGAUACAACAUGAGCUGCUUCCUCAUGAAGGAGUGCCUAGUUUCACCGACUAUGACAAUUCAGCUUUGACUCCUUCCUCAACUUCUCAAUUGUCUACUUCUCCACUAGCUGUGAGGAAUGAGGAUUCCAAGCCCAGUACUUCUUCUCAUUCCAAAGGCGUUAUUUCCCGAAGUCACGAUCAGAGCUCCAAUUCUAGCCUGAUCACUCCUCCUGGAGACAGUUCUCAGGCCAGUGUUACUCAAGGAAUCGAAAGUACCUCAAGCGAUAAUCUUGUAACGCCUCUUUCAAUGUCUGAAAGCCCCAACAUUACACAGGUAAAAAAGUCGAAAGAGCUCAGUGAAUUGCUGCAAACAAAUUUGGACGACCUUCUCCAAAUCAAAAACGACAAGGGUCUAUUUGCCGACCACGAUCCGGAUUUUCUGGAGAGAUAUAAAAUAUCUAGAGCUACAGGUGGACAUCUGAAGUCGCUGCCUUCUGUGUCCUCUAGUUCAACGAAUGUGAUUUCUAGAAACUCGGAAACUAUUGAGUCUUCAUCGCCGAAGGAUAGUUCUCAAUUUGCACAAUCUACAUGGAAUGACAGACAGACGAUAAUUCCGAUACCAAUGCACAAGAAUGAAUAUGAAUCUAAAGGUCACGAAAACUCCAUUUCACAAAAUUCCAGCUUAGAUAGGCAUUCAAUUUCAUCACCUUCAAAACAGCUAUCCAAAUGUUUCAAUUGUGGAACCACCAAAACUCCUCUUUGGAGAAGAGAUCCACAGGGCAAUACACUUUGCAACGCAUGUGGAUUAUUCCAAAAACUUCAUGGUACAAUGCGUCCUCUUUCUUUAAAAACUGAUAUUAUCAAGAAGCGAAAUUCAAAAAGGCAGCCGUUCAACCAGAUACAACACUAUCCUUCAAAUACUAAACAGUUCAAUUUCAAUUCGCCAGGAUCUUAUUCUCGGUCUAAAGGACAUCCACAAUUUACAUCCCAUAGUCCGGGUUUCCCUGAAUCCUUUGGCCCAUUAAAUAAUGCUGGAGCUCAUGGAGCCUUCGUUAACCAGCCGCAAACUUAUUUAAUGUCUCAGAGCUAUCCCGAAUUUUCACUCAUUCCAAACCAGAGUAUUCCUGGAAGUUCUACCGAUCUUUAUCCUCAUUCCACAUUUGGUGUGCCUAAUGGUUCUGUAAAUGUCCCGAGUUACAGAAACGCCAAUUUCUACGGAGCAUCGCAGAGACAUCGAAAUGUUCCGAUUCUUCCAAAGCCUAUACCAAAGAACUCUCAACCGCAAUCGAAUUCAAAUACACCACUCGCGACUACGCCCGUUGCAUCUCAAUCGCCAUCAAGUUUCUCGCCGCUCAGCGCGUCGUCCGGCCAAUAUUCCGCGAAUCAAUCUCAACCUCAAGAUAUUCCAAGAUUCAAAAGGUUGAAAUCUCGAAAUUUCUCCGUAAGUUCUUCAAUUGCUUCUUCUCCGGGAUCAGUUCCUGGCGUUCCAUCAAACAGCUUCUCGCGUCGUGGAUCUACGCCUAACAAUCUUUAUCUGGAGAUACAAGCUAAGAGGGGUAUCAACAGCCAAGGGUUGUAUUUCGAUGAAAAUCCCCCACGUCCUGAGCUUCUUGUUGAAAAGGAUCCUUAUUUUGGGAAACAAAAAGCCACAAAGGAUACGGAUAAAAUUGAACAAGCUGAGCCCCCAGACAACUGUUCUUUGAGGGAUUUGGACUGGCUGAAGUUUGAUGUUUAG
Messenger RNA from Ogataea philodendri, 1815 nucleotides. RefSeq lists its product as uncharacterized. Gene Ontology annotation, biological process: positive regulation of transcription by RNA polymerase II; negative regulation of transcription by RNA polymerase II. The record is from RefSeq and is a predicted model, not a curated record. The transcript has a single exon. The coding region runs from base 1 to 1815 and encodes 604 amino acids. Lineage: Eukaryota; Fungi; Ascomycota; Pichiomycetes; Pichiales; Pichiaceae. Gene Ontology annotation, molecular function: zinc ion binding; DNA-binding transcription factor activity, RNA polymerase II-specific; RNA polymerase II cis-regulatory region sequence-specific DNA binding.